Molecule: messenger RNA, 2487 nt
Organism: Schizophyllum commune H4-8
Lineage: Eukaryota; Fungi; Basidiomycota; Agaricomycetes; Agaricales; Schizophyllaceae
Exons: 7
Coding region: 95-2344 (749 amino acids)
Biological process (GO): endosomal transport; endocytosis; plasma membrane tubulation
Cellular component (GO): plasma membrane; cytoplasmic vesicle
Molecular function (GO): protein binding; phosphatidylinositol binding
Source: RefSeq, a predicted model, not a curated record
ACCCAAUGAUCAUGACUUCCUCGAAGACCACCGUCUCCCUCUAAGGAUACCGCUACUUGACUAGCGUAGCUCUUGCACCCAUCUACUCUCCACCAUGGCCACCCUACCCCGCGCGUCCAAGUCCCCUAACGCGACACCUCAAUCGAGCAGAAUCCUCGGCAGGCCCGUUUCCGAGUCCGCUAAUUCCCAAGCCCUCGACUUUGAUACCGGAAUCAAUACAUCGGCAGCUUGGACUGAGCAUCUGGAGCAUGGCUACGCAUCCGAUCCUGCUUCGGGGGACGAAGCAGACCAGGACGUGGAGGAGGAGCAAUCGCGGCCAGCGCGGGCGCUGUACGACUUUGAGGGCAAGGCUGAGUUUCGCGAGCUCACAGUGUACGCGGGGGACGAGCUGCGCGUCGUGCGGGAGGAGCUACCGGAUGGCUGGAGUCUCGUGAAGACCGAGUCGGGCGAGACAGGCCUCCUGCCGCGGACCUACUAUACGUUCACCUCGGACUUUACCACUGCACCGGACGUUGACGUUCCCCCUUCACGAUUCCGCUCGAAGCGCCGCGAGGCGUCAGACCACGAUCGCACACCGCGCGGAUCGCCUACGUCGGAGCAGGCCGCACUACCCAUCAUCCCCCAGAACACGGGCGAGUGGUUCCCGAGCUUCAAGCGCAGCCUGCUCGGGGGCAAGAGCUUGAAUCGAUUCAGUGCCUUCGUCACGAGCGGUGCAGAGGAGUGGGUGCUCAACGGGGCGGGCGAUAUAGACGCGGAACCACCUCCAACGACCCACGGCCGCAUUGCCAGUGACGCGUCGGACGACGGAAUGGGGAGGCUCAGCGCGCUUGGAAUGGGGGAGGCGGAUCGACAUUAUGUGGAUUCGGGGCCAGCGUGGAAGGCGAAGAUUCCGCCAUUCAGAGUGAUCGUGCAUUCGCCGUCGAAGCGGUCAUCGGUGCUCUCGGGCGCCUUCACGGUGUAUGGUGUCACGUCGAUCUUCGAUGGCUCUCGACGACAGGCGUCAGACGAUACCCAAGGACCUAAUGAUUCUGAAGACCUCGAGGACACCGACGGCGAAGACGAUGAAGAGGGCCCCUCCACCCCUCGUAUGACUGUCAGCCGCCGGUUCUCUCACUUUGUCAUCCUACACACGCUGUUGACUAGGCGACUACCUGGUAUCGCGCUACCUCCACUGCCCGAGAAGCAGUAUGCAGGACGCUUCAGCGACGACUUCGUUGAGGCGCGACGUGGAGACUUGGAACGCUACAUCAAUAAGAUCGCCCGGCAUCCCAUUGCUCGAUACGCGGACAUCCUUACCGCAUUCCUCGGGUGCGAGAGUGACCUGGAAUGGAAACGCCUUUUGAACCAACAUCUAUCCGUUCCUCCCUCUGGCCCCUCGUUCUACGCUCGUGUGUUCCACCCCGCCUUCAAUGUCGACGCAGAGGACGCAGCGGAAGCAGUCGAGCGCUUCGACACGCACACUCGUGCGGUCGGCAAGGGCGUGCAGGCGUUGCGUAACAUCUUCGGCCGCGUACGCGAAGCGCGCGUGGAGAUGGCCAAGACAGAGCGAUUGCUGUCGUACUCGCUGUUGUCCCUCAUCACGUCGAGACCCCUCGCGUCGGCGCCGACAACAGGCGCGACGGAGGAGGACGAGCAGUAUAAUGUGAAGGGGAAGGGGCUGUUGAACGCGGAUGGGGCGUGGUGUUGGAGGGAAAAUUGUGAAGAGUGCUUGAAGCUGACGAAGGCGAUGCAGAAGACGUCCGACACCAUACAGAACGUCGCGGAUUUGUAUGAAGCUCAUGCGCGAAGACGACAACUUGACACGCACGAGUCCCUGAAAGGCGUUGCGCACCCGUACUCGCACUAUGAGGGCGUCAUAACAACGCACCGAUCCGCUCUUUCGCGAUAUCACGAAGCGACUAGCGCGGAGCAGCCCAACGAAGAAGUUGCAGGGCGCUGCGAGACCGUGCUCAACGUGACCAUGGCGGAGAUGGACACUUACCACCAGCAGAAGGUGCAGGAUUUUGGUACCCUAGUGAAGGACCACCUAGACGGCGAGAUCGAGUUUUACGAGCAGGUCCUCCGACGUUUACGGAACGCGCGACAAGCCUUCGACGAACCCGAGUACACGGAAUUGGGCACUUCUCCGCGUCAGCCCUCGAUAUACGAGCGCGAGCUGGAGCACCCGAGAUUGGGCGCAGAGCCGCUGACGCAACCGUGCCCUCAUGUGUACGACUCAGCACCGAUGCGGCCCGUCAGUGUCGCGCUGCAGGAGGGCGUCGGGCUGUUCCUCGGCCCUACGGCGAGAGGAAGCGUAUUGGGAAAGCUAUGGCCGAGUCGGGCGGCACAGAGUACGGAGAGAUGAACAUACAUGGGGAAUCCGUCGGGGACUUGCUUGCAUAUCAUCAUCACUAUCUGCAUAUCGACGAUCUAGAGACAUGUAAGGACCAGUCUAUACCUAUGUUGUACUUCGUAUACCCUCAUACAAUGACGAACUUUACGACCUUC